UGUCAACAAAAAUAGCUACACCUAUCGUUUUCUCCGGUGAAUGUUUACGUUCAAACUGGCUGUGUGUUGAUUUAGAGAGAAGUAUUGGCCCUGUUAACUAACGGACAUGGUCUGAAAAUGUUGCAGGAACAUCUCUUUUCGUACCAACAAGUUAGCUAGCUGCUAGCUAACGUUAGUUGUUAGCUCUUCGCAACAACUAGUUUCAGCUAGAUUAGGCUAUCUAGGUACAAUAGCAAGUUAACAAGACGAGCCUAAGGCUAUAUUUAUUUUUGGUCAGGUGUCGAGCCUUCCCGUCUGUUUCACUGUGCAUGAUAUGGCCUUCAAUUCUUUGAACAUGGAUGAGGCAUCCCCUGCAUCUCUGACGGAUCUGUGUCUGUCCUACGUCAGUAGGAACCUGGAGAGGUUCUGUGUGAAGCAUGCUGAUGGAUCUCUCUGUCUCAGAGACUCUCUGCUAUUUCCCCAGGAGCUAGCUGACCAGCUGCUGGCUAAGAUGGCCACUGAAGGUCUGUUGAAUGACAAUACAGUAGGAGUGUUUCGUAGCAGUGAGUACCUUCGGCUGCGUCGUGCGUGUAUUCGUACGGCCCGUAUCUCUGCCGAGGCGUUCCAGAGAGCCCUCUGUCCUCACCGCCUGCUGGAGCUGGACGCUGCUAGGGUCAACGCUGACCUCACAAUCUCUGACAUACUACAUGGCCUUGCCUCCAACAAACACUGCCAGGAGAGCUUGCAGCGGUUGGUCCUUACAGGUCUGACCAUGUCCUCUCUGGAGGAACCGUCAUGUCACUGUUUCAGCUCUCUCCAGGGGCUGAGGUCCCUCUCCCUGGCCAAUGUGGACUUCUACGACUCUGGGCUGGCUGAUGUGUGUUCCCUGUCCCGCCUGGAGAGCCUGGACCUGUCCAACACCUCCGUGACCAACCUCAACCCUCUACUGGGACUCAGAGAGAGGCUGAGGUCACUAACACUACACCAGCUGAAGAGGCUGGAGAUGAGCACUGCCCAGCUACUGGCUGUCAUUGGGCAACUGGAGGCACUGCAGCACCUGGACAUCAGUGAUGAUAAACAGUUCACAUCAGACGUGGCUCGUCAGCUGCUGGGUGAGCCUGGAAUCCUGCCUGCUCUGGUCUCGCUGGAUGUGUCUGGACGCAAACAGGUGACGGAUGCGGCGGUCAAGGCGUUUGUAGAGGAGCGUCCAGGGAUGACCUUUGUUGGUCUGCUGGCUACAGACGCUGGCUUCUCUAACUUCCUCAAUGGAAAGGGCAGCCUCAAGGUGACAGGAGAGGCCAAUGAGACUCAGAUCUGUGAGGCGCUGCGUCGCUACAGUGAGAGGGAGGGCUUUGUCAGAGAGGCUCUGUUUCAUCUCUUCAGUCUCACACACGUCAUGGAGAAACCACGCCCUGACAUACUCAAGUUGGUAGUUUUGGGGAUGAAGAACCACCCUGCCACCCUGAACGUCCAGUUGGCAGCCAGUGCAUGUGUGUUUAACCUGACCAAGCAGGACCUGGCAGCGGGCAUACCUGUUAGACUGCUGGGCACAGUCACUCAACUACUGCUGGAGGCCAUGUGCACCUUCCCUAACCACCAACAGUUGCAGAAGAAUUGCCUGCUCUCUCUGUGCAGUGACCGCAUACUGCAGGAGGUUCCCUUCAACAGGUUUGAAGCAGCUAAGCUGGUGAUGCAGUGGUUAUGUAACCAUGAGGACCAGAACAUGCAGAGGAUGGCUGUGGCUAUCAUCUCUAUACUGGCUGCCAAGUUGUCUACAGAACAGACGGCACAGCUGGGAGCAGAGCUCUUCAUAGUGAAGCAGCUUCUCCACAUUGUGCAUCAGAAGGCUACCCAGGGCGUGGUGGACGCCACCCUCAAGUUCACAUUGAGCGCACUCUGGAACCUCACUGACGAAUCACCAACCACCUGCCGCCAUUUUAUAGAGAACCAGGGACUGGACCUGUUCAUCAAAGUACUGGAGUCAUUCCCCUCUGAGUCUUCCAUCCAACAGAAGGUGUUGGGGCUGCUGAAUAACAUAGCGGAGGUUGGGGAGCUGCAUGUGGAGCUGAUGGUUCAGGGCUUCCUGGAUCACAUCUGCUCCCUGCUCCACAGCCCUGAGGUGGAGGUGUCCUACUUUGCUGCUGGGAUACUGGCCCACCUCACCUCCAGAGGAGAGGCUGCUUGGACACUCAGUAUCACACUGAGGUCUGACCUGCUAGAACAACUGCACUCUACCAUCCUGAAGUGGCCGACACCAGCGUGUGAGAUGGUGGCCUACAGGUCCUUUAACCCUUUCUUCCCCCUGCUGGAGUGUUUCCACACCCCAGGAGUUCAGCUGUGGGCGGCCUGGGCCAUGCAGCAUGUCUGCAGCAAGAACGCCCCUCGGUACUGCAGUAUGCUGCUGGAGGAGGGAGGUCUGCAUCAGUUGGAGAAGGUCCAGACACACCCUGACACCCACGCAGACGUCAUGCGAUUGGCCGAGAGCAUUCUGGAGAGCCUGCAGCGCCACCAAGCUCGCACCAGGCAGACCACACAGACACACACACACACCCGCUGCCCGCUACAACCCCACACACACAAAGAGGGUGACAAGCCCUGAUCAGAACCUAUCCCACUGCUACCUUCAGGACAAGAGGCCAUUGAAAGUGUAUGCGUGUGCGUGAGUGCGUUCAUUAGACAGGGGUGAGGAUGGACACCUUGUCACCCCCCAUCCUGUCUAAAGGUGGUACUAUAAAGUGAAUGAGAGGACAGAAACUAUGCAUUUCUUUGCACACACACCUUGCUAUGUUUUCUAGAGUUUGGUAAGCAAAAGUAGAACUAUGUGGCUACUUAUGCGUGCUACUGAUAAGCAAAUUAAUAUUAUGUAAAACAAAAUGCUAAGAAAAUAGUUGUUGGUUAAAAACACUACGGUCGAUGUCUAUGCCCCCACGUAAAUCUAUUUAUAAUGAAAUAAUCACCAUAAAAAUCUGUUAAUUUAAACUAGAGAAGUUUUUUUGCAUUUGAUGCAUCUCAAUCCACCUACAGUACCAGUCAAAAGUUUGGACACACCUACUCAUUCAAGGGUUUUUAUUUAUUUUUACUAUUUUCUACAUUGUAGAAUGAUAGUGAAGACAUCAAAACUAUUAAAUAACACAUAUGGAAUCAUGUAGUAACCAAAAAAGUGUUAAACAAAUCAAAAUAUAUUUGAUAUUCUUGCCUUAAUGACAGCUUUGCACAUACUUUCUCUCAACCAGCUUCACCUGGAAUGCUUUUCCAACAGUAUUGAAGGAGUUCCCACAUCUGCUGAGCACUUGUUGGCUGCUUUUCCUUCACUCUGCAGUCCAACUUAUCCCAAACCAUCUCGAUUGGGUUGAGGUCGAGUGAUUGUGGAGACCAGGUCAUCUGAUGCAGCAAUCCAACACUCUACUUCUUGGUCUAAUAGCCCUUACACAGUCUGGAGGUGUGUUGGGUCAUUGUCUUGUUGAAAAACAAAUCAUAGUCUCACAAAGUGCGAACUAGAUGGGAUGGCGUAUCACUGCAGAAUGCUGUGUUAGCCAUGCUGGUUAAGUGUGCCUUGAAUUCUAAAUAAAUCGGUGUCCCCUGCAAAGCACCAUCACACCACCUCCUCCAUGCUUCACGGUGGGAACCACACAUCCAGAGAUCAUCCCUUCACCUACUCUACGUCUCACAAAGACACAGUGGUUGGAACCCAAAAUCUCAAAUUUGGACUCAUCUGACCAAAGGACAGAUUUCCACUGGUCUAAUGUCCAUUAAGUGUGUUUCUUGACCAAAGCAAGUCUCAACUUCUUAUUGGUGUCCAUUAGUAGUGGUUUCUUUACAGCCAUGAAGGCCUGAUUCACGCAGUCUCCUCUGAACAAUUGAUGUUGAGAUGUGUCUGUUACUUGAACUCUGUGAAGCAUUUAUUCUGGCUGCAAUUUCUGAGGCUGGUAACUCUAAUGAACGUAUCCUCUGCAGUGGAGUUAACUCUGGGUCUUCCAUUCCUGUGGUGGUCCUCAUGAGAGCUAGAUUCAUCAUAGCGCUUAAUGGUAUGGUUUUUGUGACUACACUUGAAGAAAGGUUAAACGUUCUUGAAAUUUUCCAGUAUGACUGACGAUCAUGUCUUAAAUUAAUGAUGGACUGUCGUUUCUCUUUGCUUAUUUGAUCUGUUCUUGCCAUAAUAUGGACUUGGUCUUUUACCAAAUAGGGCUAUCUUGUGUAUACCACCCCUACCUUGUCACAACACAACUGAUUGGCUCAAACGCAUUAAGAAGGAAAGAAAUUCCACAAAUUAAAUUAACAAAGGCACACCUGUUAAUUGAAAUGCAUUCCAGGUGACCUCAUGAAGCUGGUUGAGAGAAUGCCAAGAGUGUGCAAAGCUGUCAUCAAGGCAAAAGGUGGCUACCUUGAAGAAUCUCAAAUAUAUUAAAUAUAUUGAUUUGUUUAACACACUUUUUUUGGUUACUACAUGAUUCCAUCUGUGUUAUUUCAUAGUUUUGAUGUCUUCACUAUUAUUCUACAAUGUAGAAAAUAGUACAAAUUGAGAAAUAUCCUUGAAUGAGUAGGUGUCCAAUCUUUUGACUGGUACUGUAUGUAACACUAACGCAUUUGCGGUGAAAGGUGACUGAGUGAGAGCAGUAUUUUUCAGACUGAGACAUCCCAAAAAUCGAUCGUCUGUAGCGUACGACCAGUUUGGCCUACAAAACUAUUAUGACACCUCUAUGGAAAGAUGAGACCUUCACGAACACCAGGGUGUUCUCUGUUUUGCGUUUCGACCCCUGCAAGCGUCUUGGGACUCGUCAGAAGUCAGUACAGCCGAUCUGCCAACUUCUGUUUGUAGCGUCCGAACAGUUUGGGCUACACAUUAAUAUAACCCAUCUGUGUAAAGGUGAGACUCUCACAAACACGUUUGCAGCAUCACAAGACAAGUCUGAAGGUCCCUUGGUACCAGUUGAAAAGAAUUAUGGAAAUAUAUAUGGAGUCUGUUUGGUGGCAAAAAUAAGGGGUUAAAUACUUGGGGGGGGGGGGUUGAGAGUCCAGCUCCUCUUAUUGGCUGAUUAAGUAAUAUAUGUGCAUGACAAUGUGAUUUCCCAGCAUGCUUGAGUUUGUCUGAAUUAUUAUGUUUUGAUUUUUCCAGAAGCUUAGGUCUAUUAUUUGGACACCAGUGAGUUUGGUGGAGGUCCAUAGUGUAUUCCAUAGUGCACAUCUUUUCAGGCUGGUAGUUAAUUGAUUCAUGUAAAUGUAUGAAUUAUUUGAUGGAUCAAUUAAAAAGCCACGGUCCCAGGUCUGAAUCAGUCCCUGAUUAGAGGGUUAGGUGAUGAAAAUCAGCAGUACUGUGGACCUCCAGAAUUUGAGUUCUUCUGAAUUAUGUUAAUAGAAAUUAUGUUGGGAAAGUAAAUAUGAUUUCCCCUGUGGACACAAAUGGCAAAUUAUAUUGGUCAAUAUUUAGAAUACGACUUUGUACAGGCAAAAAAAAUUCUUGAGAGUCCUGUAUAUUUCUGUAUGUGGAUCAGUGUAUGGGUAUAGGUGAGUGUGUGUGUGUUUGCUGGUUGUGUCUUUGUACUAGUGUCAGUACAUUCAGGAGCAUGUAUGAGGCUGAGUGUGAGGAUUCUAUUUUGUACAUACCUGGAUUGGGGGAGAUGAAACUACAAUGGUUAUAAGGAAAUGUUUAAAGUGUUGCACGGAAACAAUAAUACACGUCUUUGGUUUAUUUCCAAAUGAGGCACUUAAUGGAACAAAGGAGUCAACUGGGGGGGAUUCUGAAGCAGAAUAGCUCAAUCCCAAAUCGACUAAUAGCCCCUACCCUUUAGGCACUUCAUUUAGAUGUAAAAUAAUUGAAUAGGUGUAAGAAAAAUGUCAGGUUCCCCACCUUGCUCUCUGAAUUCUCACCAUAUUGCUCAACCCCACACAGUCCUUUCAGAUGUACACAAGAAGUGCAUGAGGCUUCAGUCAAUUUGGAAUUGUAUAUUGAUUGCGCUCUCCCAUCAGGGCCUUGUUCAGUAGGUACAACGUUAUGGAAUGUUCUGAAUCAGAAAUGCACUGUGUAACAGACAUGCCUCUGACUUGAAGAGUAACAGAAUCAUGUCUGCUUUAUUCAUGGCAAUUCUAUCUGCAACGUUCUGAGCGUGAUCCUUGUUGUGAUAAUGCUAUAGGCUACUGCCUUCAUUCUCUAUGCAACUGAGGCUGACAUUACAUGUCAUGGCUGCUGGCAAAUCACAACAUGCUCAAUUUCAAUCAGCCUACACAUUGUAUGUGUUGCUACUGCUGCAUGGGUCAUACUAUCCCUUCUCUAUGGCAUCAAAUGCAAUGUAAAGAACUGAUUUGUGAACUAAAGUCAGCAUCCUAAUUUACAUAUUGACAAUAUGGAAUGUGAGUUUGCAUCCUCACUGUGAUUGAAGCUGUGGGAAAGUUUAGUCUUGUCUGUACAUUCCCCUAAUGUGACAGUCAGUAUUCUUUCAGUGUGGGUAUUUCAUGAAACUGGGGGCAGAGUGGAUCUAAGGGGAAGCAUUUGCAUAUGUUGCUGCUGAGGGUCAUGUUUUCAUGUUUCUGAAAUAAAGAAUGUACACCCCCA
Oncorhynchus masou masou (cherry salmon) is the source of this 6526-nucleotide messenger RNA. Its product is annotated as protein zyg-11 homolog. The transcript has 18 exons. Gene Ontology annotation, cellular component: Cul2-RING ubiquitin ligase complex. Bases 314 to 2578 code for a protein of 754 amino acids. Gene Ontology annotation, molecular function: protein binding. NCBI's taxonomy places the organism in Eukaryota, Metazoa, Chordata, Actinopteri, Salmoniformes, Salmonidae. The record is from RefSeq and is a predicted model, not a curated record.